AGGCUGUGACAACCCGGAGGAGAGCUGUGGGCAUCAGAGGAAAGUGAGCCUUAAAGAAAUAGGAGGGGCAUACUAGAGCCUAGAAAUGUCAAUCAGAGCCGGGAGUCUCAAUAAUCUGAAGCAAUCUGUUAGGACCUGACCUCGGUCCACUCAGAUCAAUAGCAAAAGUGAGACGAGGAAGAGCGAUCGGCUCCUGUUCUUGCUUCUUCUUGGGAGCCUGCAGUGAAACCCCCGCCUCCGCACUCACCAAACAAACCCUUCCCUGUGGGUUGGGGCGCACUUGGUGUGCUUAGUGCCCCGCUCCCUUCUCACACAUUUUGGAGUUUUCCUCCUCCUCUUCACCCUUGGAGCCCCGACUUUCUCCAUCCCCCCAAACAGUAUGUCCUUUCCCCAGCUGGGAUACCAGUAUAUGCGACCCUUGUAUCCGGGAUCGGAGCGGCAGCAGGGUUUAGCGGCUGCAGGAGGGACGCGAACCGGCACCGAGCUCUCCAACAUGCUUUCCUCCAUGUACAGCUCGCCGUACGGGGCAGCAGCGGCGGCGGCAGCAGCGGCUGCAGCCCAGGGAUAUGGCGCUUUUCUACCCUACGCCACUGAGCUGCCAAUCUUCCCUCAGCUGGGUGCUCAAUAUGAAAUGAAAGACAGUCCUGGAGUACAGCACCCAGCCUUUCCUCAUCAUCAUCCUGCCUUUUACCCGUAUGGUCAGUACCAGUUUGGGGAUCCUUCCAGACCGAAAAAUGCCACCAGGGAAAGUACCAGCACCCUGAAGGCCUGGCUCAACGAACACAGAAAGAACCCAUAUCCCACAAAGGGGGAAAAAAUAAUGCUGGCUAUUAUAACGAAAAUGACUUUAACACAAGUGUCCACUUGGUUUGCCAAUGCCAGAAGAAGACUUAAAAAAGAAAACAAAAUGACUUGGGCCCCAAGAAGCCGGACAGACGAAGAAGGAAAUUCUUACGAAAGUGACCACGAAACGGAGGGGGACAAGCGAGAAGAUGAGGAAGAGAUUGACUUGGAAAAUAUUGACACAGAAAAUAUUGAAAGUAAAGACGAUCUGGAUGACCCUGAUCCAGACAUUCAUUCGGACUCAAAGACUGAUGGGAGAAGUGACUCGGAAAUUUCUGAUGGUUUCGAUGAUCUAAAUGGAUCGGAGGACAGAUAUCUGAAAUCGGUUAUAAAUGAAAACAGAGACAGUAACGGAGUCAAAUGUGAGUUUUCUUCACAACUAAAGCCUGCUAAUGAUCAGCUGAAACUUUCUUUACCCACAGAAAAUGUAGCAACAACACAAAAACCGAAAAUUUGGUCUCUUGCUGAGACCGCCACAACCCCGGACAAUCCAAGGAAAUCUCCCCAGAUCUCAGGGUCUGCAGUAGGUCCUGCAGCUUCGAACCUCUUAACUCCUCAUAGACUUAUCCCUUGUUCUGUUGGGAAAUUUCACAAUUGGACAAACCGUGCAUUUUCUGCACACCAACUGACUUUAAUAAAUGCCAACCGGUUCCUUAACCAGAGCACUCCAAACACAGGCAUUGCUGUCUUUUCAAGACAGGGAGAACAGACUCAAACCACAGACUCUUCAGUAACAGAUCGCUCUAACAGUGCCUUGGAUGCAGAGAAAAAGUUAUUAAGGACAGCCUUUCAACCGGUUCAAAGACGGCCGCAGAAUCAGUUGGAUGCAGCAAUGGUCUUAUCAGCGCUGUCUUCUUCGUAACCUAUCGUUUACCCCCUUGUUGCCAUGAAUGUAAAAAUGUCUGUCUGUAUAGUUUCAAUUGCAAGCAUGUCCCAGUAUUAAAAAUCUGCUAAUGUAAUAUUGUAUAAAUUAGUGCGUCUGUGAGGUUUUUUCUGGAAGUCAAGUGGCUAGUAUGUUUUUGUAUAUACAGUAAACAUAAUGUACAUACUUGUGUACUAAAUUGUACAAGAAAGUAUAUAUUUUGGCUAAUAAAUGAACUGUUUCGACUUUGCA
Protopterus annectens (West African lungfish) is the source of this 1957-nucleotide messenger RNA. RefSeq names its product iroquois homeobox 3 (gene IRX3). Gene Ontology annotation, cellular component: nucleus. Gene Ontology annotation, biological process: cell development; neuron differentiation; regulation of transcription by RNA polymerase II. Bases 380 to 1705 code for a protein of 441 amino acids. The transcript has 4 exons. NCBI's taxonomy places the organism in Eukaryota, Metazoa, Chordata, Ceratodontiformes, Protopteridae. The record is from RefSeq and is a predicted model, not a curated record. Gene Ontology annotation, molecular function: DNA-binding transcription factor activity, RNA polymerase II-specific; RNA polymerase II cis-regulatory region sequence-specific DNA binding.